UUUUUUAGUGAUUGUUUCUAUCCGGGUUAUAAAUUUAUUUAUGCUUUGUUGUUCAAUGUCUGUUGUACGUCAUCAACUUGUGCCUUCUCCAUCAACAAGUGUAAAGGAAAGCAGGGAGAAGCCAACAACGUCUAAUGGUGAUCAUACAAAAUCUGAAGUAUUGACAACGUCGCAUCCAUUGAUUUCUGACGGCAAAAACAUCUCAGAUCCACAAAUUGUCAAUAAAUGGACGAAUGAAUUUUUGCCAAGGCCAGAACCUCCCCGUUUUUUUCGACCGCUAUGUAAUAGACUUGCAAGGCAAAAUCAAAUUCUUCAAGAAUUGGAGCAAAAGCAUCACGAAAAUACUAAAAAAAUAAUUGCGGAAGCAAAGCGAAGAAUGGAAAUGUCAAUAAGACAAACAAGGGAUGAACAGAAAGUUCAACUUAAAGAAAAAAGGAAAAAAAUUGACAAGAAUGUUAAUAAAAGUUCCUUCCCCUUAGAAAAGAUGUCAACCAGUGUUAAUCAACAAAAUUCUAACAAUAAGAGGUCGUCUUCGCAACUAAAUUCUGGUCAUGAUGUGAAAAAGUCAAGAAAGGAUCUCAUGCUCACUAAAAAUGGAAUUCCGGCUAAACUUAAUAAGUUUAAGGCUUAA
Molecule: messenger RNA, 631 nt
Organism: Meloidogyne enterolobii
Lineage: Eukaryota; Metazoa; Nematoda; Chromadorea; Rhabditida; Meloidogynidae
Source: the annotation of a GenBank genome assembly